This is a messenger RNA of Odobenus rosmarus divergens (Pacific walrus), 1597 nucleotides long. It is a transcript of the gene FANCL, whose product is annotated as Fanconi anemia, complementation group L. Gene Ontology annotation, molecular function: ubiquitin protein ligase activity. Gene Ontology annotation, cellular component: Fanconi anaemia nuclear complex; nucleus. The transcript is spliced from 15 exons. The record is from RefSeq and is a predicted model, not a curated record. Bases 1 to 1143 code for a protein of 380 amino acids. Lineage: Eukaryota; Metazoa; Chordata; Mammalia; Carnivora; Odobenidae. Gene Ontology annotation, biological process: protein monoubiquitination; interstrand cross-link repair.
AUGGCGGAGAUGGAAGCGAGCCUGUUGCGCCAGUGCCCGCUGCUUCUGCCUCAGAACCGGGCGAAAACAGUGUACGAAGGAUUCAUUUCGGCUCAGGGACGUGAUUUUCACCUUAGAAUAGUGUUGCCUGAAGAUUUACAAAUGAAGAAUGCAAGAUUAUUAUGUAGUUGGCAACUGAGAGCAAUACUUAAUGGAUACCAUCAAAUAGUACAACAGAGAAUGCAGCACUCUCCUGAUCUAAUGAGCUUUAUGAUGGAGUUGAAGAUGAUUUUGGAAGUUGCUUUAAAGAAUAAGCAAGAGUUGUAUGCACCACCUCCUCCUCCCCAGUUCUACGCAAGCCUUAUUGAAGAGAUAGGAACUCUUGGUUGGGAUAAACUUGUAUAUGUGGAUACUUGUCUCAGUACCAUCAAGUUAAAAGCUGAAGAUGCUUCUGGUAGAAAGCAUCUAAUUACCCUCAAGUUGAAGGCAAAGUACCCUGCAGAAUCACCAGAUUGUUUUGUGGAUUUUCCUGUUUCAUUUUCUGUUUCCUGGACACCACAGGUAAAUAACCCUUUUAGCUCCUUAAUAAGCAUUUACGGUCAGUUUUUGGCAGCAUUAGAAUCACUGAAGGCAUUCUGGGAUGUUAUGGAUGAAAUCGAUGAGAAGACUUGGGUACUUGAGCCAGAAAAACCUACCCGGAGUGCAACAGCACGCAGAAUUGCCCUAGGAAAUAAUGCUUCAAUAAAUAUAAACGUUGACCCCAGGCAUCCUACUAUGCUUCCUGAGUGCUGCUUUCUUGGAGCAGACCAUGUGGUAAAACCUCUGGGAAUUAAGCUGAGCAGAAACAUACAUUUGUGGGAUCCAGAAAAUAGUCUGUUACAAAACUUGAAAGAUGUUUUAGAAAUAGAUUUUCCAGCUCGUGCUAACCUGGAAAAAUCUGAUUUUUCUAUGGAUUGUGGGAUUUGUUAUGCCUAUCAACUUGAUGGCGCCAUUCCUGAUCAAGUGUGUGAUAAUUCCCAUUGUGGACAGCCUUUCCAUCAAAUAUGCUUAUAUGAGUGGUUGAGAGGACUACUGACUAGUAGACAGAGUUUUAACAUCAUAUUUGGUGAAUGCCCAUAUUGUAGCAAGCCAAUUACCUUGAAAAUGUCUGGAAGGAAAUCCUGAAAUAAUGUAACAUUUCUGUGAAGAACUGGCAACUUGAAAAAUUAUCAAAAGGAUUUUAUUUGAUAUCUUCAUAGAAAAUAUAAAGCAAGACAUACUAAAGUCAAAAGAAAAAGAACGAUGAAGCCAUAAUAAUACAUGUCUGCCUUUGUCUCUUCAAAGUCUGUGACCUCCAUACCAGCUGUAGAAGUAGAUGUAUCCCAAGAUGAAGAUCUUGAAUUAUUAAAUAUAUCUAGACUGGUAGAAUCUUGAUAGGGUUCAUAAAAUGAAUUUGGGAAAUAUAUACAGCUGGACUGUUGUGGAGAACUUUUUAUUUCAUUCAGAAUUUCUUGAGACUCACAAUACUUUUGUCUUCUCCUUGUGCUUUCCUAUAGAAAAAAAUAUAUAUUGUUAGGUUUGAAUUAUCCUAGUAUUUAUUUUGUGUAGUCUGUAAGAAUACUAAAUAAAACGUUGUUAC